Molecule: messenger RNA, 1274 nt
Organism: Cladocopium goreaui
Lineage: Eukaryota; Dinophyceae; Suessiales; Symbiodiniaceae
Source: the annotation of a GenBank genome assembly
ACAGUUGAUCAUCAGCUUAGCUACCGCCAUGGCGGAAGCGAGCCCCGCUGUCAACGGCGAGAGCCCUGACCAACACGUUUUCGUUGACGAUGACGGCAACAUGUGGGGCGAAGAUGAGCUGGGUCGGUACAGGAUCGACAAUCGAGUGUGGACCUGGAAUGAGAUCCAAGAGCAUCCACUCUUCAUGAAGGACAUCCCGUCGGAUCCGCGAGAUAUCGACAACUAUCCCAUGUUGACUGCUCUUCAGAGCAUUUUGUACGACGAUCAGACGCCUGAGGAGGUGGCUGAGCACUUCAAAAAGCAGGGCAACGAGGCCAUGAAGCUGCAAGCCUCGAAGAUUGCGCUGAUGAAUGCCUUGACCUUCUACACCAAGGGCCUUGAGAUGAGCUGCAAGGAUGCCAAGUUGAAUUCCGUCCUGCAUUCCAACCGAGCCGCUGUGGGGCUGAAGAUGGGCGAAUAUUUGAAGGUGGUGGACGACUGCAGACACGCAGUACGUCUGGAUGGCUCCAAUCUGAAGGCCUGGUUCCGCGGCGCCCAGGCAUCCGAGGUCUUGGGCUUGGCGGAACAGGGCCUGAAGUUUUGCCACGGCGCCUUAAAACUCGACCCCAAGGAGCCAGAAGUUCUCCGGGUUCAAAAGCAGCUUCAGGCGCGUUUGGAGAAGGACCUCCUGGCCCAGCAAGAGAUGCGACAGCUGGACAAGAAGCUGAAGGACAGCCGCAAGGCCAAUGCCUCGGCGGUUGAGAGCUUUCUGCAGCUUCGCGGCUGCCGUCUGGGCCCGGUGCUCUUCGACAUGUCCAUGUAUCGCAUGGCCAACGGCGGCCUCACUCCACAUCCAAAGUUGGUGGGGGAAGACCCGGAAAUGACCGUGGAGUGGCCCAUGCUGCUUCUCUACGAUGAAGCGAAUCAAUCAGACUUUGUGGCUGCCUUCGAUGAACGCUAUGCCUUGGAGGAUCAACUCCAGAUGAUGUUCCCUGAAGAUCGACACGUGGAGUGGGACGAACAAGGCAAAUACGUCUGGAAGCGUUUAGCCGCUUACUUGGAGUUUUACCCGGAGGGAAGCGACACAACCUCGAUGUUUCGGGUGGACAAUGCAGCUCCCAUGGUGGAGGUCCUGCGAGAUCUAUGUCUACCGCCAUGCUUAGUGCUCCAUGUCUUGGUGGAUGGCUCUCCGGCGCAGACCGUCUUUUGCAAAGAAAACUCGCUCUGAAAAAAGUGCACGGCCACAUGGCCGGAGAAACGCGCGCCAGAGCCGAAGCACAUGCUUUGAUGUGUUU